UUGUCCAUGGCAACUUUGAUAGCCAAUAGAUUAUCAGAGGAAAGAGGCAAAUUGAUCAAAACAACAAUAUUAACCAUGGAGCUUCUUCUUUUAUCAACAGGAUUUAUUUCUACUUUUUUCAUGCUUAAAAAAGCUAUUAGUCCUCGUUACUUAUUUAACAUGUUCUUUGUUAAUUUAAGUGAAAUCUUGAAUUAUUCGAAGAGUUUCUUGUCAUCUCCACUUUAUAUUUGCCUUUUUAUCAACUCUGUUGUUAUACUUAUUUUGACUUUUUCGAAAUUUCACCAUCCCACGAUGGAAUUUCUCAAUGUUUUUCUAGAUGAUGAAAAGGAGAAUAUUAGUGAUAAUGAUGGUAUUCAGAUUCAGCCACAACACGAUAAUAUCCCGAAAAGAACUAGUUCUGUUAUUGCAAUGGAUACUGUUAUGUCGUUUUUUAGUCGUUAUAAUUUGGAUCCUGUUGUAUCAGAAGAAACUAUAAUUGAAGAUGAAAUGAUCUCCUGUAGUGAUGAUGUGAAAGAUAUUGAAAUUGAUUGUGUAACAAAAUUGUCUUUUCCUCCUGAAGCUCGUGAAAUUGUUAGUGAGACAAUUGCAACAAGAACUGAUUACGAAGAAACGAUGAUGAAUUAUCAAGAUAUUGAAGAGGAUGAUGAUGGCUCGUUGGACGCAACAUGGAAGACGAUCACAGGAGGGGGGAACAAUACGAAAAAGAAGAAACAAGUACUGAAGAAAAGUGAGACAUGGCCAAUUGAGCCACAGGUGAAAUCAGCACAGAGCAUUGGUUCAAAGGACUUGUUGCCAUCAGUAGCUGCAGCAUGGAAAGACUUGAGAAAAUCAGUGACAUUUAACGAUGCUUUAUCGGUGUUUCGAAGAGGGGGUUUACGAGGGGAUGUUUCUGUUAGUACAGAGGAAUCCAACAAAAGAUUUGAUGAUUUUAUUAAGAAGAUCAACCAUGAGAGAUUGCUGCAGAGGCAAGAAUCCGAUCAGCGUGCCUUCAAGAAUAAUAGGCUACAUCGAGCACGUUAA
This is a messenger RNA of Solanum verrucosum, 1020 nucleotides long. RefSeq lists its product as uncharacterized. The coding region runs from base 7 to 1020 and encodes 337 amino acids. The transcript has a single exon. The record is from RefSeq and is a predicted model, not a curated record. NCBI's taxonomy places the organism in Eukaryota, Viridiplantae, Streptophyta, Magnoliopsida, Solanales, Solanaceae.